GCAUUAAAAGAUUUCCAGAAAAUACAAUCUUGGCCCGACGGACACGGCAACAACAACACAAUGGGCCGCGCUGCGAUCCGCUUGGCCUCGCCGCAGGAGCACGCCGAUAUCGAGCUGCUGCUGCAUGCGCUCGGCUCUGCUCAAUGUAAGCUCUCUACGGAGCCCACCCAUAUUGGCCAGAAGCAUGUCUUUGUCGCGGAAACCUCGGGUCCCAUCGGCGUUCUCGUGCUUCUACGAGACCAAGACGUGGCGGUGAUUGAUGCACUCGCUGUCGAUCCCAUCCACCGCAGCCAAGGUACAGGGUCGGACCUUGUGCGCGCUGCUGAGCGCUUCCUCGUAUCGGAGGCAAAGGAAACCAGUCGGUACCUCGCACUCUCGUGCGUCCCGUCCGACGCCGCUGAGCGGUUCGCGCAGCGCUUGGGCUUUGCCGAAUACAGCGGCGAAUUUGAUGCAGUAACAGGCGCGCGCCUCGUCGUGUACCGGAAACCCGUUGGCGACCACCAUGCCCCAGACGCCUCCAUGGGUGAUGAUGUCAUGGGCGCCUUCCUUGCCCAAGUGGAUGGGUCGGAGGACCCUUCUCUGGCGGCAUCCGCAAAGACUCCGCUCUUCGCGUCCAUCCUCUCGACCAUGCGCUUGGAUACGCUGGAGGCGCUCGCGACGGACUUGGGCAGCACUGCUUGCAUCGAGAUGCUAACUGACGACGGCGAUGACGAUCGCGAGACGCCCGAGAGCCUCGACUCGCUCGUACGCCUGCUCAUGACGCAGCUGCGCGAUCCGAGCCACGCAGAGCUUGUCACGUCAUUUCGACCAAGUCCAGAGUCAUCGGAGGAAAAGGAGUAGCCAUACCGGCUGCACCCAAGAGAAUUGCUUAACGACAGAUUCCUCUCGUGCACC
Messenger RNA from Saprolegnia parasitica CBS 223.65, 894 nucleotides. RefSeq lists its product as hypothetical. The transcript is spliced from 4 exons. Gene Ontology annotation, molecular function: acyltransferase activity, transferring groups other than amino-acyl groups. The record is from RefSeq and is a predicted model, not a curated record. The coding region runs from base 61 to 840 and encodes 259 amino acids. NCBI's taxonomy places the organism in Eukaryota, Oomycota, Saprolegniomycetes, Saprolegniales, Saprolegniaceae.